UCGAAUGAGAAUUGUGCAGUGAGCUUAUCGAGAACCUCAAAGAAAAAAGUAUUUCUUGUGAUUUUUUGUAACAAUUAGAAAACAUUCUCAGUGUUUUGAUGGGAAAAAUAACAUAAUCGUAUAUUAAAGAUGACAAUUUUACCCAAAAAGAAGUCUGGACAAUCGAAAAAUGAAGGGGAAGUUUCUGACCCUAUCUCUCAAUCUCAUACUCAUGCACAUUCGUAUCAUGGCGAUCGUCAUGGACAUCAGACUCAUUCUCAAGAAAAUAGAGAACGCUUUACAUUUCCCGGAAGAACUUCCCCUCCAAAGUGGCCUCCGCCGUCAACAAGAGAAGAUAAAAGGCCGACUCACUCUCCUAGUUCCAAUUUUGAUGAAUUUGAUAGUGUAGAUGGUGGACCAAGUCAUUCCAAACGACGUCAUCGAGCUUCUCCCCAUCGAACUACUAUUCCGAUUAGUAUUCGGAAGUCACAUUCUCAUGGUCAUAGUCAUACUCUUACAACAAUUAGUCUUCAUAGAUCCAGUGGAACUCAGAAUUUUUCUAAUCCUGGAACUUCGCAAACUAGUCAUAAUGCAUCUCAAGAAAGGCAGAAUAACCAAAUAGUGGUGCCAUUAUUGAAAGUUCCAGAAAACAAAGAUCACUCUGGCUACAACAGUGGUGAUGAAUAUGACAGACCAUUUGAAAUGUGGACAGAAGAAGAACUUGAAGAGAGAGAAAAAAAUUUUGAAAAGAAAAUGAGAAAGAAAGGAUUUAUCAUUAAGGAAAUGUGCGAAGAUGGGGCAUGUAUGUUUCGUGCUGUAGCUGACCAAGUAUAUGGUGAUCAAGAAAUGCAUUCAGUUGUCAGAAAACAAUGUAUGGAUUACAUGGCCAAAAAUGCUGAUUAUUAUUCACAAUACGUAACAGAAGAUUUUGAAAAGUACAUAGAGAGAAAACGUUGUGACCACAUCCAUGGAAAUCAUGUUGAAAUGCAGGCUCUGUCAGAAAUUUUUAACAGACCAAUUGAAGUUUACCACUAUAGCAAUGAACCAAUAAAUACCUUCCAUGGCAUACAUAAAACAGAUAAUGAACCCAUCAGGUUAAGCUACCAUAAAAAUAUCCAUUACAAUUCUAUCUCAGACCCAUACAAACCAACUGUUGGAGUUGGACUAGGACUCCCAUCCUUUAAACCAGGGACAGCAGAAAAAAGCCUUAUUACAGAUGCAAUAAGAGCUUCGGAAGGUCUGCAGUUGGAACAGGCUAUGCUAGAAGACAAACUACGAGCUACUGAUUGGGAGGCCACAAAUGAAGCCAUAGAAGAACAAAUUGCUAGAGAAAGUUACCUAGAGUGGUUACGAGAAAAUGAACAAAGGACAAGAAAAAAGACUCCUUCUGCAACAGAAACAUCAAGUUCUAGUCUCUCAGUAGUUGAUGGAGCUGCAGGUGGAGGCAUGUCACCUUUAACAGCUGGUAGAACACCUUGUAUCCGUGGGAACAGCUCCACCUCAAACAGUCCUAGAAUAGAUAACCAUGGGGAAGACAAUGGCUGUAGACCACCAGAAAAGGGAAGUCCAAAAGCUGGAAGCUCUGGUAUGACUGGAGGACACGUGGAAUUAGAAGAUAGUGCUUGUUCAUCAAAAUGUUCUGCUACAAAUAGCCAAGAGGGUUUUUCUCUCAUAGAAACAGCAUCUUUCAUGAAUAGGCUUCCUCCUUCAGUAUUUGGUUUGACAGAGUUGGAAGACACAGACAUUCUUGCAAAAGUUUUAGCUCAGUCUCAACAAGAGUAUCUUGAUUCGUUGAAACGAUCAACACCAAGUACCAGAGUUGGUGACCAGUCAUCUAGCUAACAGAAUGUUAUGACAACAUAGAUGUCAAGACUCCUGGACCUGUUAACAGUUGCAUCAGUAGCAUGCUGUUAAGUAUUCUGCAUUAUCCUUUUUCUUUAAAGUUAAAUUGUAGGAUAGAGGAGAAAUUUAUAUUUUAAUUUGCUGAUCUAAUUUAAGAUAUUAAUUACUUAUUGUUUCUUUAAAUUGUACACAAGCAUUGGGUGAAAGAUAAAAUUAUGGUUUCAAAGUAUCAGUGCAUAAACUUGUAUAAAAGUAGGAAUGACUUUUGUAACAACUGUCAGUAAGAUAGACAGAUCUUAAAAAAUUAUAUAGUUGUCAAAAGCACAUAAUGCAGAAAAAUGUAGAAAAAGAAAAAUCUUUUAGUUAUACAUUUGUACGUGUGCUUAAUGAUUGUGUUUUAUUUGACCGACAGCUUUACAUUAUGUAAAGGCCAAACCAAAUGUUAAAAUGAACUAUCAAUUAAGUUUGAAAAUGCACAGAAAGAAGGGAAAUUUAUCUCGUAACAGAACUUCAUAGACAGGAGAGACUUUCAGUUAAGUUUCAUUUUGUUCUUUUUCACACCUUUUGAUUGCUAUUACUCUGUUUUAUGUGAGUUUAUUCUUGAAUACAGUUCAUGCAUGACAGUAAAGAAUAAGUUAAUGCUGUUUUCUUAUAUAACUUUUUAAAUGUUCAUUGUGUACAUCUUAUUUCCUGGUUUUGUAAUUAGCUAUAUGGAGGUAUGGUUAAUCAUAUGUUAUGAAACAGUUUUUAAGCUUGAAGUAGAAAAAUUUCAUAUUUUGAAAUAAGAAAAACUUUAAUGUAGAUGAAAUUUGACAGAAGGCAUGCCUAGAGUGAACUCGUAUCAAAACUGUUUAGCACACAACUUAUCUGGAAUGUCACCUUAGAUAUAUUUGGAAUGAGAACAGUCAUAACAUUUGUGAUUUAAAUUAUUUUUUUUCUACAGAUACUUUAGUGAUGUUUUACUUAUGUUUAAACAUGAAACCAAUUACUAUUUAUUUUCUCAAAAAUGAAAUCCACAAUGCAUAAUAAAAGUAGGUUUCUGUAUUUUUUCACUAAAGAUGCUGUUUUUGAAUAAAAAUUUACACAAAAAUAUUGAGCAUUUAUACUGAUGUUUUUAAAAACUUGUGUUCUUAAAAUGCGUUAUGCCCAUUAAAAAGAAAGACAAAUCUGUAUUUUUUGUUUUAAUUUUUAUUUCAGGUUUUUCUGAGAAAAAGUUGUCAAUUUAUAAGGUAAAUUGUGAUCAUUGUGAACUUUGCAAAGUGAAAAAAAGGUUUUAAUGGGUAAUUUUACAUGUAUUUCUCAGACUAUUCUCAUCAACUGCAGUUAAUGAUAAAAAUAGAAAUGUAUUUGUUUUACUUUCUGGGAAAACUUGUAUAUAUUAAUAGUAUGCUAUCAGAUUCUUUUUGGAAUUGGAGACAAUUAUACGUUCAGUUACCACUGUAAAAUUUGUUUUCAUAAAAUUCAUUUAGUAUUGUUAUAAAAGUGGAAUUAAUUGGUAGGAUGAUUCUCCAUUUUAGUAUUCCAGGAGCCAAGUGCAUUUAUUUGUGUAACUGGAUCCAUGAGGGCUUCUAACUGUUUCUAAUAUAGAAAAAAAGUGUAUGGAAUCCAGACUGUAUAACACUUUUCAGUUGGUAAAAAUGCCCCUUUGUUUGCUGUUGGUAAAUAAUUACUGUAUUUUCUUUAUUUGUUCAUUUUAGUAUUUUGGCUUUUAUCAGCUAGUUGUAAAAUUGUUAUAUGUUAGACAAUUCUACAUAUAUCAAAAGGCUCAAAACUGAACUUACAGUGGUAUAUUUAUUCAUUUGAUUAAGAAACAGUCGGUAUCUUAACAGAAAGUAUAGAUUGAAAUACAUCAAAGAAAAUUUCAAUAAUAUAAUCUCAAAAUCUUGCAACUAUUAAUCAACAGUUAUGUAUAAAAUAAUGUGUGUUACAAGUUUAAAGAAUAACCAUGAAAGCUUUGUCAAAAAAAAGGCUUGCUAAUUAAUUCUUCCAAAAUCCAAAACAUUCUGCUUUAACCCUUUUCACAUGGGUCACAGGUCAAAGGCAUGUGAAAUUUGAAAAUGUUCUGAUGCACAAAAGUAUUUUUAAUCUGAAAAUGAAAAUUACUUUGCAUGUUGGAUAUGCUUUCUUUUUUUACUGAAUAUUAAUAAUCCAUUCAAUUUCAACAUUUUCCACAGAUCAAGAUGAUUUUUUCUGGUUUUAUGCAACAGUAUACCUAUUAGCAAAACUAUUAAAAAGCUUAGUCAAAGCAUGUGUUUAUUUUAAGGGGGCAGUUAAGCUUGUGAGAAAGCUUAGUUGAAGCAUUUGUUUAUUUUCAAGUGCUUCACAAAAGAUAUGUCAGAUUCACUUGAGUUAUCAGUUUUUUUCAUGUAUGUUCUUAUUUUUAUCAUGUUCUUUUGCUUUGUCAGUUACACAUUCAUAUUGACAAGGUUUAUAGCCAUUUACUUUCUUUAACUCUCAACAUGGGCUCAGUCAAUCUGACCGACCACAUGACCUCUUUGUACUCGUUUAAA
Limulus polyphemus (Atlantic horseshoe crab) is the source of this 4331-nucleotide messenger RNA. RefSeq names its product OTU domain-containing protein 5-B-like. Gene Ontology annotation, biological process: protein deubiquitination. Gene Ontology annotation, molecular function: cysteine-type deubiquitinase activity; K63-linked deubiquitinase activity. The coding region runs from base 130 to 1821 and encodes 563 amino acids. Lineage: Eukaryota; Metazoa; Arthropoda; Merostomata; Xiphosura; Limulidae. The transcript is spliced from 10 exons. The record is from RefSeq and is a predicted model, not a curated record.